Molecule: messenger RNA, 1786 nt
Organism: Ostrea edulis (European flat oyster)
Lineage: Eukaryota; Metazoa; Mollusca; Bivalvia; Ostreida; Ostreidae
Product: DNA-(apurinic or apyrimidinic site) endonuclease 2-like
Exons: 6
Coding region: 263-1711 (482 amino acids)
Biological process (GO): base-excision repair
Cellular component (GO): nucleus
Molecular function (GO): DNA binding; phosphoric diester hydrolase activity; double-stranded DNA 3'-5' DNA exonuclease activity
Source: RefSeq, a predicted model, not a curated record
AAAAAUCAACAAACCAGAAGAAAACUCAAACUUGAUCUGUAACUCAUCAAUAUACACCUGCAUACAAAUAAUUAAUUCAAUAUCUCAAGGACUUUAGAAAAAAAGUCUGGAAAACUGGGUGUUGCGGAAGGACAGAAGGAUGGACAAGGGUAAAACUAUGUAGUGGUCAGUCGGGUUCGAUCGCUGGUGGCCAGAUAGCUCAGUUGGUAGAGCACCUGACUAGAGAUUCAGGGGGCCCAGGUUCGAAUUCCGGUCUGGGGACAUGCUGGAUGAACCGACAGCAAUAGUAGAGGGCUAUAACUCAUACUUCUCAUUCUCAAAGAAGCGAAGUGGAUAUUCUGGUGUGGCAACAUUUUGUAAAUCUUCAGCAACACCCAUACAAGCAGAGGAAGGUUUGUAUAAAGACCUUAACCCAAAACAAGAUGGAAAAUUAGGUCACUAUGGUGAUGUGAGUGAAUUUUCCUGUAAUGAGCUAGAGGCUUUGGAUGCAGAGGGGAGGGCAGUCAUUACCAAACAUAAAAUCAGGAAACAUGAUGGGCAAGAGGCAGAGUUAGCCAUUAUCAAUGUGUACUGUCCUCGUGCAGAUCCAGAGAGAGAGGACAGACUGCUCUACAAAUUGCGAUUCUUUGCACUUCUGCAGACCAGAGCAGAGACACUUUUGAAAAGUGGCUGUAAUGUUAUUGUUCUUGGAGACAUGAAUGUCAAACACAAGAGAAUUGACAGGAGUGAGGAAGAUGAAAAUGAAACAGUUACAAAGCCAAGUCGGCUGUGGUUGAACCAGUUUGUGUGGGACAGUGACAAAGAUUCCAGUAUACCGGACAUUGACAACAAGGAAGAAUUUGCAGGAACCACCAGCUCUGUGACCGGUGGUCAAUUUGCAGAUUCCUUUCGGUAUUUUUAUCCUGAUGAGGAAGGGGCCUUCACAAACUGGUGCACGUUGACUUCAGCUAGGGAAACAAACUAUGGCAGACGCCUCGAUUACAUCUUCACAAAUGUAGAAUUGGCAAAAAGUGAUCUACAAGACUGCAAGAUCAUGGCAGAAGUGGAAGGAUCGGAUCAUUGCCCUGUUAAAGCCGAGUACGUCAUUGAAUGUAUACCUGCUGAUAGGUCUCCUGCCUUGUGUACAAAAUUCAUGCCUGAAUUUUGUGGAAAGCAAGUCAAGCUCUCAUCAUUUUUCAAAAAGAGAGAAAAAGUAAUGGACAACAGUGAUAUCAAGUCUAAUUGUAACCAAAAUUACACAUUAUCUGCUGAUAAUAAUAAUGGGAAAUGUUCAUUAAAGAGACCAAGUAGUAUUGAAAAGAUCCAAAAUCAGGCCAAGAAAAAGAAAGUGAAUUCCUGUGACACAAAACAAGGGAGCCUGAAAGGAUUUUUUCUUAAGUCAAGUUCAAAAAAAGAAGUUAUAGAAGCCGACAUUCAAGAAGCCAGCAGUGAUACAAAGAAUGAAUUACACACAACAAAGAAAGAGGAUAAGGUAGUGAAUACUGUAACUGUUAAAAGUAGCUCAGCAAAUGCCUGGAAAAGUCUCCUCAAAGGACCCCCUCCCCCUCCACUCUGUCGAGGUCACCAGCAGCCCUGUGUGUUACGGACUGUUAAAAAGCCAGGGCCCACUAAAGGGAAGCAGUUUUUUGUGUGUGCUAGAGGGGAGGGCCUUAGCAGCAACCCUGAAGCAAGAUGUGACUUCUUUAAAUGGGUGGACUACAAAAACAAUUGAACAAAUUUCCAUAUGUAUGCAUAUUGUUUUCCAGUUGUAUUUCUGAAUUUAGGAUAUAAAGAUGAGCUUUUAAAA